Molecule: messenger RNA, 1527 nt
Organism: Formica exsecta
Lineage: Eukaryota; Metazoa; Arthropoda; Insecta; Hymenoptera; Formicidae
Product: glyoxylate reductase/hydroxypyruvate reductase-like
Exons: 6
Coding region: 312-1340 (342 amino acids)
Cellular component (GO): cytosol
Molecular function (GO): glyoxylate reductase (NADPH) activity; NAD binding; hydroxypyruvate reductase [NAD(P)H] activity
Source: RefSeq, a predicted model, not a curated record
UAUCUUAUCUCGUUACCUUCGCAAACCGGUUUAUGCUGAUUCAUUCGAUUUUUUUUAUCGCACAAGAUAAUAAGAACUCGGCAAAGUUAUUGAACUAAGUAUUAGUAAUACAUUGGUGGUGAAAGCAUACACAUAUACUAGAGAUAGCUGUUCGCCAAAUUUAAUACAGCUGUUGAAAUCGGUACAACUUUGGUGAGCUCAAUUUUGCAAUACUAAAGAUACUCGAAAAAAAAAACCUUAUAUCGAUUGUCGCGCUACUUUCAUUGUCGAAAAAUUAUUUUCAUAUAUUCUUGUAACAUCUCUGUAUAUGUAUGACCUUAAUUUUGAAUUUAUAUUUAAAUAAUUUUUGUAAUAAUCUCAAAACAGCGAUGAGUUUAUCGGGUCUACCGCAUGUUUUGGUUACUAGUAGUGCAACGCCGACACCCGGUAUCGAUUUGCUUCGAACAAAAUGCAACGUCACUAUUAUGCCAAAUGUCGUAAACACUCGAGAACAAAUGUUAGAGGCUCUACCUGCGGGAUACGAUGCUAUUUUUCUUGUCGACAAAAAUAAAUUCGACAGUGAAUUCCUUGAUGUUGCCGGCCCAAACUUAAAAGUCGUAUCGACAAUGUCAGCCGGUUACGAUCACAUGGAUGUCCCGGAAAUUAAAAGGAGAGGAAUCAAGGUCGGCUACACGCCAAUGGUGCUAUCGGCUGCAGUUGCGGAGAUAGCUGUGCUUUUAAUGUUAUCUGCAGCGAGACGCGCCCAUGAGGGUCGCACGAUCCUGGAACAAGGUCAAGUAGAAAGCGGACCACAAUGGUUGCUGGGACACGAUUUACAAGGCUCGACUGUCGGCAUCUUUGGUUUGGGAAAUAUUGGUCAAGCGAUCGUUAAACGAUUAAUGACAUUCGAAGUAGGACGCUUUAUCUAUACCGGACAUUCGCGCAAGAAAGCAGGUGAUGAACUUGGGGCAACAUUUGUAUCUUUCGACGAUCUUUUGGAGCAGAGCGACUUCCUCGUGAUCGCGGCUCCCCUUAAUAACGAAACCAGAGGACUUUUCAACGAUAGUGCUUUCGAUAAAAUGAAAAAAACAGCUAUCUUCGUAAACAUAGCUCGCGGCCAAAUUGUCAAUACCGAUUCGCUUGUAAAAGCCCUUCGUGAUAAGAAGAUAUUCGCUGCCGGAUUGGAUGUUACUGAUCCGGAACCGCUACCACCGGAUCAUGAACUUUUGAAGCUACCUAAUGCCGAAAUUAUUCCACAUUUGGGCAGCGCAACAAUCAAGACCCGCAACGACAUGUCGACAGUUGCAGCACAGAACAUUAUUAAUGGUCUGGAGGGCAAGCCUUUAGUUUAUUCCUUAUAAUAAAUCAUUUCCUUGUAUAAUUUUGCCUACAUAUAUAAUUUAGCUCUUGUCUGACAGAUACUGAGUCGGACUUUUUCCAUAACAAAAUAAAUACAGGCAAAGGUGUAAUGUAUAUCUAAAACAUUUCUAAUGCUUAUGUAACGAACAAAAGAAAUACUUUAUGUGAAAUAGAACAAAUAUAAUUUUA